This is a messenger RNA of Closterium sp. Naga37s-1, 252 nucleotides long. NCBI's taxonomy places the organism in Eukaryota, Viridiplantae, Streptophyta, Zygnematophyceae, Desmidiales, Closteriaceae. The record is from the annotation of a GenBank genome assembly.
AUGGCCCUCGAGUACGACACUCCAGCCAACCUGGUGCGGAAUGAAAACAGCGUCUUUGCAGCCAUGGUGCGCAGCACGGGGCCUCAGACCGCCAAGUAUCUGCGCACUGUGGCGCUGGGGGAGGUGGCGCUAGCAGACGAGCUUGCCGGCCGAAAGGCGGCGCAGGAGAAGCAGAUGGCGCGCGAGGCAGCUAAGUGGCGGUGGGCCACUGCGGCCCAGUGGGCUCUGGCUCUCACGCUCACCUCAUCCUAG